CUUUCAGAGGGCACGAAACGAUGGCGAACAUCGGAUCGUUGAAGGGACUUGUUGGACUGGUGACUGGUGGGGCAUCAGGCCUGGGGAAAGCCACAGUAGAGAGAUUCGUCCAGCAGGGAGCCCGUGUUGUACUAUGUGACCUACCUUCUUCAAAAGGGGAGGAAGUUGCCAAAGCCCUUGGUGACAGCUGUGUCUUUGCCCCAACUGAUGUGACAUCAGAAGAGGAUGUUACAAAGGCUAUAAAUCUGGCCAAAGAUAAAUAUGGCAGACUUGAUGCAGCUGUUAACUGUGCAGGGAUUGGCGUUGCUUUCAAAACAUACAACUUUAAAAAGAACCUGCCACAUCAACUAGGUGAUUUCCAAAAGGUUUUAAUGACAAAUAGUGUGGGAUCAUUUAAUGUGAUUCGGUUAGCUGUGGGACUGAUAGGCCAGAACCAGGCAAAUCAAGAUGGACAGAGAGGUGUGGUGAUCAACACAGCUAGUGUGGCAGCCUAUGAUGGACAAAUGGGACAGGCGGCUUACUCUGCCAGUAAAGGUGCUAUAGUUGGCAUGACCUUACCUAUCGCCAGGGAUUUGGCUGGUCAGGGAAUCCGCUGUGUGACCAUUGCACCAGGACUCUUUGACACACCAUUGUUGGCAAGCCUUCCAGAAAAAGUAAGAAAUUACCUAGCCAGUACUAUUCCAUUUCCAAGUAGGUUGGGGCACCCUGAGGAGUAUGCACAUCUGGCACAAACCAUCAUUGAAAAUCCCCUCCUUAAUGGAGAGGUUAUACGUUUGGAUGGAGCACUUAGAAUGAUGCCCUAAGUAUGGAAUAUUGUGAAAACUUACGAGUUGAAUGAGAACAUUUAUGGUUUCACUUUCUGCAGACAACUACAACAUAUAGUCCAGAAACAUACUGCAUCAGUUUUAUUGAAGAGAAAGUCAAUCAGAUCCAUUAACAGUGAAUAUUAAUUUAAAUGCUGUUAAAAUAAUGGUCGAUCUGAACUAAAUAGAACUGGCGGUAUUUACAUGAUUUAUAUAAGAAACAUUUCAUGUGACAAGACAUUUCGUACACCUUAAAAAGCAGAUUGACUGCUCAGUUGAAAGCUGGCUACAUUUUUGUACUAUACAAUAAAAAGGUCAAAUAUACAAGAGGAUACAAAAAAUC
Liolophura sinensis is the source of this 1146-nucleotide messenger RNA. Its product is annotated as 3-hydroxyacyl-CoA dehydrogenase type-2-like. The record is from RefSeq and is a predicted model, not a curated record. Bases 21 to 803 code for a protein of 260 amino acids. Lineage: Eukaryota; Metazoa; Mollusca; Polyplacophora; Chitonida; Chitonidae. Gene Ontology annotation, cellular component: mitochondrion. Gene Ontology annotation, molecular function: estradiol 17-beta-dehydrogenase [NAD(P)+] activity. The transcript has 5 exons. Gene Ontology annotation, biological process: androgen metabolic process; estrogen metabolic process; fatty acid metabolic process.